GCUGCCGGGCUCUUCGCGGUUUGUGCUACUGAGUAGUGAUGGCUCGCACGAAGCAGACGGCGCGCAAGUCGACGGGCGGCAAGGCGCCGCGCAAGCAGCUGGCCACCAAGGCGGCCCGCAAGAGCGCGCCGGCCACGGGCGGCGUCAAGAAGCCGCACCGCUACCGGCCUGGCACGGUGGCGCUGCGCGAGAUCCGGCGCUACCAGAAGUCCACCGAGCUGCUCAUCCGCAAGCUGCCCUUCCAGCGCCUGGUGCGCGAGAUCGCGCAGGACUUCAAGACGGACCUGCGCUUCCAGAGCUCGGCCGUCAUGGCGCUGCAGGAGGCCUGCGAGGCCUACCUCGUCGGCCUCUUUGAGGACACCAACCUCUGCGCCAUCCACGCCAAGCGCGUCACCAUCAUGCCCAAAGACAUCCAGCUGGCGCGCCGCAUCCGCGGGGAGCGGGCCUAAGAACCCGGCCGUGGGCUCACCGGAAACCCAAAGGCUCUUUUCAGAGCCAACAAUUUUUCUUGUAAGGUGCUGUAAUGCCAGGUUAUACUGCCCAUGAUGUGCUAACCCUGGGAAUGCUUGUGGGGAUAAACCUCAGGAAGUUUCAUCUGCACCCACUCUGCCCAAUUUCGACAGGGCUAUGCAGUUCAAUGACAUUUCACUACGCACUGUUAAGUCAUUUAGCCUCAGCUAGUAGUACCAGUGUGCUGCUUUGUUUGCUUCAGGGUGCCUCACUGUAUUUAAAUGCCUGGAAUAUGGCCGAAAACUAAAGCUACGCCAGUAACCCGGGGUUGACAUGUAAAGGACAUCCCGUGAGGAAUUUCGUCUCCUUUGCUGGGUUUUAAUGCGCAGUGACUGAAAAAAAGGAACAAGAGCUACAGUGGCCUUGGGCCGAGUGCUCUUGGGGAAUGCAGGAAUCAGGCUUUUCCAACUUCCUCCGCUAACUUCACGUAUGACUACCCCAUUUUAUUAUUCAGACGAGAUCUGCCGGCUGUAUCCUAGAAGCACGGUUACUUCCUAGCCUUAAUUAGCACAUAUUCCCUAUUCUGAAAAUAACAGGUUUUAAGAUUUUUUUUUCCAGUCGGAAGGGAAUUAGGAAUUUCAUUCUGAAAGUAUACAGGCUAUCAUUUAAGAAUGUUGACGGAAUACUAAAGUGUGGGAAUAAUCUUGUGUCUAAACAUCCCAGAAACUCCCCAAAUGGGAAGGAGAUAUCUUUGCUAGGUUGUUAUCAACAUUGAAGUGUGCUGCUGCCCAUCAAAUAAUCACUAAGGAAAGAUCAGUGAGGUGAUGACACUCCAACAAAUAUGUAAAUAGAUACAUAGACCGAGAGCCACAGCAAGAAUUCCUAGUGAUUUUAUAGAAAUUUUUGUUUUUGGAAGCCUAGGAGACUACAACUUGAAAGCUCUGAAUUGGGGAGUCAGUUCAAAUGCCUAGCUGUCCAUAAUUGAAAUAACUGGAGUUGUUGAUAGCUGUAGCAUAGUGAUCCACUACUAGGUGCAGUAAAGGCAUUCCGUGUUUGUAGUUACUUUUUCUGCACUCUGAGAUCUGGCACAGUAAGUUUUAGCUUGUGUUUUUAUCAAAACGGCUGGACUUUGAGACAGGAAGAUAUAAUGAGCACAGAAAACAUAUUUUUUAUAUUGAUAUUAUCCACCAUAGCAUGUAGCUUACCUGAAAAAAACAAGACACUCAGAAAAUUGUUUAAUCCAAUUGACAUUUACAGUAAAAGAUGGAGGUGGGCAUUCAACCCAAUGAUUAGAACUCCCACUUACACUGAAAAUAUACAGUGGCUGGGAAAGGAAAACUUGCAUUUCCCAGGCGGGGCUUCUGCUCCAGUUGUGGCUCUUGACUGCAGUUUCUUGUUUAAUGCAGACACUAAGAGGCACAAAAUAAGUCAAUUAAGUGGCUUCCUGCCACCCAAGAGUGGAAUUACAUCCCCACCUCCCAGAUCAGACCCCAGCUCAGCCGUAGCUGUUGAGAGCAUUUGGGGAGAAAGCCAGUGGAUGGGACCACUCUCUCCAAUUAGGAAAUCAAACAAACAGAAGUUGCCAUUUAUUGUAUUUAUGUAUUGAUUAGAAUUCAUUAAGUUUUGAGUAUAAAAGUUACUGGCCGGUGCAGCGGCUCAAUAAGCUAAUCCUCCACCGCCGGCACACUGAGUUCUAGUCCCGGUCGGGGUGCUGGUUUCUGUCCC
Molecule: messenger RNA, 2175 nt
Organism: Oryctolagus cuniculus (rabbit)
Lineage: Eukaryota; Metazoa; Chordata; Mammalia; Lagomorpha; Leporidae
Source: RefSeq, a predicted model, not a curated record